This is a messenger RNA of Ceraceosorus bombacis, 744 nucleotides long. NCBI's taxonomy places the organism in Eukaryota, Fungi, Basidiomycota, Exobasidiomycetes, Ceraceosorales, Ceraceosoraceae. The record is from the annotation of a GenBank genome assembly.
AUGGGACCUACCGUGGCCGCCGUCGCUCUCUACUACGCGGCGUCGACUCCACCAGCACAGUCAUCAGCAAUGACCCUUUCCGCCACUCUCCACUCACUUUGCGCCGCCAGAGCAGCCCGAAAUCUGGAGAGCUUCUGCUCUCGUUUGCCCGUUUCGUGGAGAACCAAAGUUGCAAACGGCUCGAUGCUCGACCAGGAUACGCUAGCGAGAAUUGCCGGUCACAUCGGAGCGUACCGUCACCCCGACGUGGAGAUCCAAGAGUACGGCGUUGCCCACAACAACAGUCCAAACCUGAGAGGCGGUGACUCUGGCUCGAUCGCACCCAUCAGCGAGCCUGGUCACUCCCCCAAAUUGAGCACCUCGCGCAUGGCGUGGCUUCAGGAAGCAUUUACAGGUUUCGCGCCUAGUCGAGUUCCAUCGCGGACUCAUCAGAUGUCUAAGGACGUCUACACAUCUCCUCGGCGGGCAAGUACGGGCGGUCCUACUUUCAGCAGUGCGGGUGGCAUUCGAGUCGAGGCGUCGGCGUUCCAGUCCGAAAAGGAAAGCCGCAGAAGUCCGUCGCUCAGGAGUCCUAAAGGUGCACACGAUCUUGACAUCGUGCGCCAGAAUCGCUCCGCACCUGGCAUAAGCAUCGUCACCCAGCGGGUCGAGACCGAAGAAGUCUUGUACAACGAGGGUGCGGGCAGUGCCUCUGCAAGUGCAUACUCGGAGCAAGCGCCGGAACUUUCCCCUAGGAAGUUCUAG